Mus caroli (Ryukyu mouse) is the source of this 2160-nucleotide messenger RNA. It is a transcript of the gene Mroh6, whose product is annotated as maestro heat like repeat family member 6. The record is from RefSeq and is a predicted model, not a curated record. Gene Ontology annotation, cellular component: cytoplasm. NCBI's taxonomy places the organism in Eukaryota, Metazoa, Chordata, Mammalia, Rodentia, Muridae.
AUGGCUGGGGGUGUGUGGGGUCGGGGCCGGGACGGCCCUGUGGGCUCCCUAACUCUGACAGCUCUAGCGGAAGGAAUCCGGGCUAGCCAGGGGCAGCCUGUGGGACCCUCUUCUACAGGCCCUCAGGCUGAUCCCCAGGAGCUUGGGCCCGAGCCUGAGCCCUAUAUUCAAACACUCACCCCUGCCUUUGAGGCCCAGCCUGGGAAUGAAGUGGUUGCCCCCACAGCUGGUAGUGAGAUUUAUUCCCCACGCAAUGCCCAGGAGCCAGCCCCCGAGAGGCCGUACCAGGCUUCCCAGUAUUCCUGGGAGGAAGGAACCCUUGCAGACCUUGCGUUGUAUACAGCUGCCUGUCUGGAGGAGGCUGGCUAUGCCGGGACCCAGGCAACAGCGCUCACUCUGUCCUCAGCCCUGGAAGCCCGGGGGCAGCGGCUGGAGGACCAGGUCCACGGUCUGGUGCGUGGGCUGCUGGCACAGGUGCCUAGCCUGGCAGAGGGGAGACCCCGGAGGGCAGCCCUACGGGUGCUGAGCGCACUGGCUCUGGAGCAUGCGCAGGACGUGGUGUGUGCGCUGCUACCCAGUUCGCUACCCCCGGACCGGGCAGCCUCUGAGCUGUGGCGAAGCCUAAGCCGAAAUCAGCGAGUAAACGGGCAGGUGUUGGUGCAACUGCUGUGGGCACUGAAGGGCGUGGCGGCUCCUGAGUCUGAGGCCCUGGCAGCCACUCGCGCUCUUGGAGAGAUGUUGGCCGUCUCUGGCUGCGUGGGAGCCACUCGAGGCUUCUACCCUCACCUGCUGUUAGCACUGGUCACACAGCUGCAUGAGCUGGCUCAAGGUGCUCAUUCCCCCGACAGCCCUAAGGUUUGGGAGCCUUCCCACCGAGGGCCACCUCACAGCCACGCCAGCUGCACAGUGGAGGCCUUAAAGGCCCUGCUCACAGGGGAUGGUGGUCGAAUGGUAGUCACAUGUAUGGAGCAAGCAGGAGGCUGGAGGAGACUGGUAGGAGCCCACACACACCUGGAGGGUGUCCUGCUGCUGGCCAGUGCCAUGGUGGCGCAUGCUGAUCACCAUCUCCGAGGCCUUUUUGCAGACUUGCUCCCUCGGCUACGAAGUGCCAACAACCCGCAACGCCUCACCGCUAUGGCCUUCUUUACUGGGCUGUUACAGAGUCAGUCCACUGCACGGCUCUUACGUGAGGAAGUCAUCCUGGAGCGCCUUCGAACUUGGCAGGGUGACCCAGAGCCCACCGUGCGCUGGCUAGGCCUACUUGGUCUUGGCAACCUUGCAAUGAAUCGUGGGAAGAUAAGGCAUGUGAACAUGUUGCUGCCAGUACUCCUAAGAGCACUGGGCGAAGGUGACGUGCGGCUCGUGGGCGCUGCGCUUGGCGCGCUGCGGAGACUACUGCUGCAGCCCGGAGCACCCGUGAGACUCCUCAGCUCCGAGCUGCGACCACGCCUCCCACCGCUACUGGACGAUGCUCGGGACUCAGUCCGCGCUUCGGCAGUGGGACUCCUUGGAACACUGGUGCGGCGGGGCCAGCGGGGGCUCCGGCUGGGGCUUCGGGGACCCCUGCGGAAACUGGUGCUGCAGAGUCUGGUGCCCCUGUUGCUGCGCCUACAUGACUCGAGUCAGGACGCUGCUGAGAGCUCAGAGUGGACACUAGCCCGCUGCGAUCAGGCCCUUCGAUGGGGCCUGCUGGAGGAGAUGGUAACUGUGGCUCACUACGACAGCCCUGAGGCUCUCAGCCGCGUCUGCCACCGCCUGGUUCAGCGAUAUCCAAGCCAUGUUCAAUACUUCCUGAGUCAGACCCAAGGUUACCUGCGGAGCCCACAGGAUACCUUGCGUAGGGCAGCCACUGUGCUAAUAGGUUUCCUGGUCUAUCAUACGAGGCCCAAAGGAAUCAGUCAGGACCUGUUGGACUCUCUGUUCCAGGACCUAGGACAGCUGCAGGGCGACCCGGAGUCUGCGGUUUCCUCGGCAGCGCACGUGUCUGCCCAGCAGGUGGCGCUGCUUGCCCGGGCGCAGGUCCAGACACGCAGCCCCAACCUCUUCCGCUUCAUCCGCCGCCACCAUUCAUACCCUCCAAGGCCCCAUCCACUCUAUGACGAUAGUCCGUUCCUCCGUCGCAGCCUUGCAGGCCGAUGGAGCUGCCUUGAACCUCAUUGA